This is a messenger RNA of Phlebotomus papatasi, 1394 nucleotides long. RefSeq lists its product as uncharacterized. The record is from RefSeq and is a predicted model, not a curated record. Lineage: Eukaryota; Metazoa; Arthropoda; Insecta; Diptera; Psychodidae. The coding region runs from base 110 to 973 and encodes 287 amino acids. The transcript is spliced from 3 exons. Gene Ontology annotation, molecular function: acyltransferase activity, transferring groups other than amino-acyl groups.
CAACUUGCCAAGAGGUCACACGUUCUAUCGGCAGUUGCUUCUGAACUUCCAACGCGGCAGUGUCGUUCCUCAGUCCCAAUUCAUUCUUCGGGAUUCUCAAUUUGCCAAAAUGAGUCAAGAUCGACACCGUCUUGUGGAAAUUCCCUGUGAUAAUUGGAUAGAACUAAAGGAAAUGUAUAAUAGGGAUUGGCCAAAGCACAUUGUGAAUUACUACACAAUUGAUACCUACAUCAGAUGGAAGGAACAAUGUGAUACUAUUCCCAAUCUUCACUUCUACAGUCUCAAUGGGCAGUGGAGAAGAGAUGGAACAGUGCUUAUUGUGGAUCGGUACCAGUUGUUUGUCUGCAGUCUUGACGAGUCCAAUUCACAGCUGAAGAAAGCCCUUGAGUUACUGGACUGGCGUGCUGGCUUCAAGAUCAGUUCCUUUGUGUCUAAACAUCGUCCGGCGAUUCUCCACUUGGUGGAAUCUAGAAAAUUAGAAAAGGAAUAUGACAGUCAGACUGUUCUCUAUUACCUGCCGCGUCAUUUAGGACAGGCCGUGUUAGUGGAUUGUCCAAAUGAUAUUGAACUUCGUCCUAUGACAAAAGAAGAUGCUACCAUCGCUGACCGAGUCUGGCCUAAUCGACACCAUGGUUCAUUAUUUUUCCUGGAACGCCUUAUUGCCUGGAAUCCAAAUGUAGGAGCCUACACCAAAGAAGGUAGACUCGUAGCAUGGUGCUUUCUUCUCCAAGCCGGUGCACUGGGAGCUCUUCAGGUAGACGAGGAGUACCAACGCCGUGGUCUUGGGAGUCUAGUUACAAAAGCCAUGAUAAGGAAACUUUGCGAUAUGGGAAGGGAUACUUUUGCCUUCGUGAAUGUCGACAAUACUCCAUCGAGAGGAAUGCUAGAAAAGCUGGGAUUUAUCGAAAUAGAUUCCGUCUACUGGCUGCGAACUCUUCCCACCGAUCCAACAAUUCCACCAUGGACAGAUUAAAAAUCACUCCAGUAUUAAUGAAUAUAAAGCAGACCAACUGGACGCUUUGAUCAAAAAGUGUAUCGGGGAUCUGCUCAUUUAUCAAUUUUGUUAGGAAAAUAGAUCAUUAUAUUAAUAUAAUUUUUUACUUGAAACUUUUAUUAGUUAUCAGGAUCCUAAGUCAAAUCUCGAACGGUUUUCCUUGAAAAUCGAGACUUAAUUCAAACACAAUUUCAAUCCAUAUUUUUUCGUCAAGGAGGAAAGGUCAUGUAACAGUUUAAAAAUAAUUUAAUAAAAGGAUAUUGUUACUUUAUUAAAAAAAUCUAUGGAUUCAAUUUUUUUUUACACAAAUUGUCGAUUCUAUUUUAAGUUAUCUAGUAACGAAUAUACUGUUUAAAAUGCUGUAACUGCCUUUUAUUUUACUGUUAAUAAAUGUAACAAA